This is a messenger RNA of Gongylonema pulchrum, 828 nucleotides long. Lineage: Eukaryota; Metazoa; Nematoda; Chromadorea; Rhabditida; Gongylonematidae. The record is from the annotation of a GenBank genome assembly.
GGGCCAUUUGUGCAUAUGGGAGCGAUUGUAGCGACAAUUCUAAGCAAAGUGACCACUAGCUGCCAGUACACAGCAUUUUUUUCAAACGAAGGUCGCGAAAUGGAAAUGCUUUCAUCCGGCUGUGCUGUUGGCAUCGCAUGCACAUUCUCAGCUCCUGUUGGAGCAGUGCUGUAUGCUAUCGAAUCGACAUCGAAAUAUUUUGCUGUUAAAAAUUAUUGGCGUGGAUUUCUAGCAGCCACCUGCAGUGCUAUUGUUUUUCGUUUUGCCAAUUUUUUUGUUACUGCUGAGCAGUCCGGCGUAAUAACAGCGUUCUAUCAAACAAGUAUACCGACAGAGUCCUUUUUGGUGGAAGAAUUACCAGUAUUCGCAGCUUUAGGGCUGCUUGGUGGCUUAUUUGCUGCGCUGUUUAUUUUUACACACAAGCGAAUCACGCUGUUUCGACAGAAUUCUCGAAUCUAUCAUAUGAUUUUUCGCGAAAAUUUCUUUACAUUUACGAUCUUCAUGGCACUGGUCUUUUUUCUGGUAGCAGUAUGCAUCUCUAUCAAUGUGCCUGCCGGUGUAUUCGUACCUUCGUUUGUUAUUGGCGCUGCAGGUGGUCGCCUAAUGGGCGAAGGAAUGGCGUUUUUCUUUCCAGAAGGGCUUCGCGGGGCUGGUGGACCGCUUAUUUUUCCUGGCCUUUAUGCAGUUGUUGAAUCACUGGAAAUCAACGGUCCGAUUUCUCCACUGGAACAAACAGUCUUUUUGCGGUUUUUUCAUUUGUUCCGACAGUUAAUUGGCGCCAGUCCACGCCUGGAAGUCAAGGCCGUUAAUUCACCUACUCCGGAGUAA